GAUUCUUUAUUCGUUCUCAAUAUGAAAAUUCACAACGUUAUUUUCUUUGUUACUCUUUUUGCUUCUUUGGAAGCAAGUGUUAAGCAAUGUUACUGCACUUACAACAAACUCAAUUGUAAGUCAGGCAUCAUAAGUUGUGGUCCAGGUGAUUUUAGUUGUAUGGCAGCCAAGACUGAAAUCAAUGGUGUCACUGUAAAAGUUCAAGGGUGUAUUGAUAGUUACGAUUCUAAAGGUCAGAAGUCUUGUGAAGACAUCAACAAAUUUGGCGAUGGUGUCGUUGAACAUGUGAAAGGAUGCGUCGAGAGUGGAGACCUUGAAGUUAAGAAAAAUUGCAAAUACAUUGACAGUCUUCCAGAUGGGUCGUGUUACAUAUGCACUACGGAUCUUUGCAAUUCAGAAUAAAAACAAAAAAUACUA
This is a messenger RNA of Tribolium madens (black flour beetle), 417 nucleotides long. RefSeq lists its product as uncharacterized. The transcript has 3 exons. NCBI's taxonomy places the organism in Eukaryota, Metazoa, Arthropoda, Insecta, Coleoptera, Tenebrionidae. The coding region runs from base 22 to 402 and encodes 126 amino acids. The record is from RefSeq and is a predicted model, not a curated record.